AUGGCCCCCUUUAAACCUUUCCUCAGUCCUCGCUGCAAAUUCCACUGGUCACCCGAGUUGGAAGAGGCUUUUACAACAUCGAAAGAAGCCAUCGUGGAAGCCAUCCGCAAGGGGGUGGAGAUCUUUGAUAUACAUAAGCGAACCUGUCUCCGCCCAGACUGGUCAAGACUACGAGGUAUUGGUUACUUCUUGCUCCAGCAGCACUGCAGCUGCCCUUCUGGUAUACCAGAAUGCUGCCCUGGUGGAUGGCACAUCACCUUGGCCGGCUCACGAUUCCUCUCUUCAGCCGAGGAACGCUACGCCGCGAUUGAAGGGGAAGCACUUGCUGUGGCAUGGGGUCUUGAACAGACACGCUACUUUACACAAGGGUGCGACAACCUUGUCGUAAUCACGGACCACAAACCACUUGUGAAGAUCUUUGGUGACCGCACGCUGGACGAGAUAUCCAACUCGCGAUUGUUCUGGCUCAAGCAGCGCACCCUCCAGUGGCGUUUCGACAUCAAGCACUUACCUGGCAAGACGAACCUCGCUGCUGACGCAACAUCAAGACACCCCUCCCCAUCAGGCUCAGUGAACACUGCCUCGCUCGGAUUGUCCAGUUACCCAGACUUUGUCGAAUCGGCGCUAAUGGCCUCCAUCCGACACGAUGCUCAAGAGCUUGGUACAAUCUCAUGGCCUCUUCUCGCACAAGAAACCGCGGCGGACACAUCCCUGAGCCAUCUACUUAAGCUGAUAGAGCAGGGCACACAGAGUUUUGACAGAAACGACCCUAUACUCGCCAGCCUCUGGCCCAUCUGCGAAUCUACAUACGCACAAGAGG
Messenger RNA from Paramuricea clavata, 820 nucleotides. Lineage: Eukaryota; Metazoa; Cnidaria; Anthozoa; Malacalcyonacea; Plexauridae. The record is from the annotation of a GenBank genome assembly.